Acanthochromis polyacanthus (spiny chromis) is the source of this 3076-nucleotide messenger RNA. RefSeq names its product CLN8 transmembrane ER and ERGIC protein (gene cln8). Gene Ontology annotation, biological process: lipid homeostasis. The transcript is spliced from 3 exons. Bases 155 to 1090 code for a protein of 311 amino acids. Lineage: Eukaryota; Metazoa; Chordata; Actinopteri; Pomacentridae. The record is from RefSeq and is a predicted model, not a curated record. Gene Ontology annotation, cellular component: membrane; endoplasmic reticulum.
AGGCGGGACUUCCUUUGGGAGUGUCACAUGACCAAAUUGAAGUCGUAUGAUGUGAGUUUUUCCUGAUGAACAGAGUGUACAGUCAAACACUUCUGCUCGGUAUGUGCUGCGAGGAUGUUAAGUUCGACACUUUGUGGUGACUCAGACACUAUGCAUGUACCAGCUGCUGCUGUUAGCCCCAUCCUCAGGUGAGCCUCCCCCAGUUAAGGUCCAGUAUCCUUCCUCAAACACCAUGGCCUCUGAGCAGCAGACCAGCCCUCUAGUCCAACCCAGUGCUGAAUACUUCUCCUGGGACUAUCGCCUCCAACUCAUUGGCCUGGGAUUCGCCUUCUAUACAGCAACAUUCAUCCUCUCCCACCUCCUGUCUGUGGCUCUGUGCCGCACCUACAACUCCCUGCUUGCUAAGGAGAAGGUUUUCUGGAACCUCGCAGCCACUCGGGCAGUGUUUGGCAUCCAGAGCACCGUAGCGGGACUCCGGGCCCUGACUGAGGACUCUAUGUUGACCAGAGACAGAGUGAGGGGACAAGAAGACUGGUCGUGGUUUCACGUCCUCACAGCCACAGGUUUCUUUGUAUUUGAAAAUGUCGCACUUCACGCAUCCAGUGUGGCAUUUCGGUCGUUCGACCUUCCACUGGCAACACACCACUUCUUCGCCCUGUCAGGAUAUGCAGGAGCGGUGGUGUGGGAUUCUCUGGGUCACUUCCUCCCGAUGGUUACGCUUCUGCUGGAGAUGAGCACACCAUUCACCUGUAUAUCCUGGAUGUUACUGAAGGCUGGCUGGGCACGUACUCUGUUCUGGAAAGCCAACCAGUGGGUGAUGAUCCACAUGUUCCACUGUCGCAUGGUUCUCACUUAUUUCAUGUGGUGGGUAACCUUAACUCACUGGGGAGAACUCAACACCCACGUGGCCCUGCCUCAGCGCAUACUCUUCUUCACCGGCCUCGCUCUGCUCACGCUCAUCAUCAACCCCAUCUGGACGCACAAGAAGACCAUGCAGCUGCUGAAUCCGGUGGACUGGAACUUUGGCAACAAGCCGGCACCAGGAAAUGGCACUUUGAAGGGUCAGUCUGUAAAACCCCAUGCCAGCUGAGGAGUAUCAGAGAUGCCAUUUCUUAUUUUGGUUGUUGUUUUAUAAUGGAAAUGUGAAGUGACCUGAAGUAGGAUGUUAUGAUGGGGUUUUUAAAUUUUAGUUUUCAACCUGUUUUUUUUCUUUACACAUCAGAGGUGGCCUUUCCUGUUAAAAAGGGUAAUUAUAAUAGACACGAUAUUCUUCCAUCUCACUUUAUUUUCAGGCAGUUGCCAUAGUGGUGUGUUUUGGCUUUUAUUAUGCUUCCCAUCUAAAUCUUUUAAUGGGAGAGUGUGGUUUUCAGGUCAGUGGAUUGUUGCCGUGACUGUUUGCAUUACCUUUGAGGUACUGUGUUGUGAAAUAUCUCCUUUACCAGUCGUGAUUCAUUAUUUCUUCACAACAGCACAGAUGUUGCAACAGUCACUCAGUAGAAAUAGCUUACAAAAGAAUGUCUUGUUAAAUCCAAAACGUGUAAGAGUCUUAAUACCGUACAUCUACAGUACCUAAAAAUUUAUAUUCUCUGAUGCUUGAAGACUAUAUUUCUCUGUCUGCUUAUGGUGUGUUGCUGUGGAUAGUGAAGGAUGAUCAUUCCAGCAAAGAACAAGUCUGUUGAUGUUUUGAGCUUGGAAAUAUACGCGAGAGGCAGGAGAGAUUGUUUCAGAGCUCAUCAAACGAUUGAGUAGUGAAGUCAUGUCACUACAAGCGCCGUUAUUCAGCACUGAUUGGCCAGGGUAGACUGUACAAUUGGAUUAAGUUGAAAGAAUGAGCCUCUAUAGGUUAGUCAGAGGAUCUGUUAGAUCCUAAGUGGACAGAUCUGUUCAUUCAUGAGUCACAUUUUGGACUGUUAAUCCACUUUUGGCAAAGAAAGAAACAUUUAUUUUAGCCAUGACAGAAUUUUCUUUCUUGGUGCAAGAAAGCUCAGGAAUGGUUUACUUCACAAAGGCUUCAUUGUUCAAAAUGAAAACAUGUUGUGACAAAGCUAAAGAAGCGUUGACAUGGAAUAACUGAGUAACUUUUUUGACGUUUAAGUAUUUUGAUAUUAGAAACAAGGUAGUUUAAACUGGAGGGGUUUUAUUGAAGUAGGUGUUUGGCCAUAUCCAAAAUUUGCUUUCUUUUGUGUGUCUUUUUUUCCCUCACAAAGCUGUCAUUGUACUGGAAAUCUUGGCCUGGUGUGUUUGGUUUGUGUAUUGUCAUUUAUCUGGUACAGGAAGGGUUUUGUUUGUCCUGACUGCAAACAUUCAGAUUCUUUACAAUUUCUCCCAUUUGUCAUUGUGUUGGCUUCAACAGCAUUGCUACUGUAUUUCAUAAAUUGUUCAUAAUUUUUUGAUUCUUACAUUUUUUAUUUCAUUCACAAGCAGUGUUAAUUUAUGUACAAAUUUUGCAUGUGGGGAUGCAAAAUAACACCUUAGGAACAAAUGAGUCAACCGUGGCAGUAAUUGAACUGUUGAAGACAAAAAAAAAAAAAAAAAAGCAUGUGCUGGACUUUUUCUAACCAGGUGUGCUUCAUAAAACUUUGCAUUAUCUGUUUAACUUUGCUGAGUAAAAUCAAGAUCUUCUGUAAUGUCAAACACUGACUGAUGUAUGAAGAACUGGCCUGCAUUUUACUCAUCACCAUUACCAUGUGGGAAAGGCCCCAUAAAGAGUUGAGGCUACACUUUGUUCAGUGAAAUAGAUGCAUUUCACAGCUUCACUGACUAGAAAUAUAUAUUUUUAACACGGGAAGAUUUUUCACAACAGUAUUAAAUAUAGAAAAAUUCUUUAUUUCAUCAUCAAUUUUUACAUUUGAUGUCACUGAAACGUUUACUGACACAAUUCUGUGAUCAUAUAAUGAUAUGUAUUGCUUUUUCUUAGAAUUCCAUGUUAAAUGACAGCGUUACAAUAACAUUAUGAGAUGGGCGAAAGAUCGCCUGUAAGUUCAAUUGCACAUCCCAAACAAUGCAAUAUCAUGUGUGUAUGGAAAAUUCAUUCAUUUGAGUUAUUCUGAUUUACAAAAUAAAAUACAUUCUCACA